AAAAACUUUAUAAGUGAUUUCAUUUUCAUUUUUUGAAAAACUUUAGCAUAAGAAAAUAUAAUGUUAUAACUAUAGUCAUAGUUAUUUUUAUUUUGCAACAGAAACUUUGUGUAUAAGCUGUGGCCGUUUUAACUAAAAGCUAAAUUUUGCCAUUUUCAACUUUCUCCAACAUUCAUCAAUCAGGGAGAGGUUAUUCAUGGCAACUGCAACCAUGGCUACUGCAGCCGGUGCAGCUGCUCUUUUGUACUAUACGUUGAAUAAGAAAUUGCAGUCUCAAAGCGCAAUUGAUGAUGAUGAGGAUAGUGGUAGUGAUGCGCCGACGGAUGGGCGGUUCCGUGUUACUCAUAGGUUAAUUGAAGCACCUGCUACAUGGUUGGAAACAAUUUCGACGUUGUCUGAGACUCUCAGGUUUACGUAUUCGGAGACACUUGGAAAAUGGCCUAUUGGGGAUUUAGCUUUUGGUAUCAGCUUUCUUCUCAAGAGACAGGGGAACUAUCUUGUUGACAGUGUAUUUGGUGGUACGGACAGUGUACAGCUGAAAGGACCCGAGAUUACUGCUGAACUUAAGCAUCUCUUAAACUUGCUGACUCUGUGUUGGCAUUUUUCAAAGAAGUCAUUUCCCUCAUUUCUAGAAGAAACUGGUUACACUGAUGAGAAUGUUCUUCUUCGGGAAGCGAAAGCCGGAAUUUUGAAACCAGCUUUUACAAUCAUAGUUGAUCACAAGACGAGGCGUCUUUUAUUGUUGAUUCGUGGCACUCAUAGUAUCAAGGAUACUCUAACAGCUGUUACAGGAACUGUAGUACCAUUUCAUCACACUGUAGUUCAUCAGGGCGGUGUUAGUGAUUUGGUUUUAGGAUAUGCACAUUGUGGAAUGGUUGCAGCUGCACGUUGGAUUGCAAAGCUUGCAACUCCUUGUCUCCUUGAUGCACUUGGCCAAUACCCAGACUAUGAAGUUAAGAUUGUAGGACACUCUUUGGGUGGAGGCACAGCAGCAAUUUUAACAUAUGUAUUAAGAGAGCAAAAGGAACUGUCUGUGGCUACAUGUGUUGCAUUUGCUCCAGCUGCUUGUAUGACAUGGGAAUUGGCAGAGUCAGGCACUAGUUUUAUUACUUCUAUUAUCAAUGGAGCUGAUUUGGUACCUACAUUCUCAGCUGCAUCCGUAGACGACUUGCGUACUGAGGUGACAGCAUCAGCAUGGAUAAAUGACUUGAGGAAUCAAAUCGAGCAAACAAGAAUACUCAGUACUGUAUAUCGUUCUGCCUCAGCACUGGGUUCUCGCCUCCCAUCUAUUGCCAGUGCAAGAGCAAAAGUUGCUGGCGCUGGGGCUAUGUUGCAGCCAGUUUCUAAUGGUACCCAGGUUGUGAUGAAAAGGGCCAAGAGUAUGGCUCAGGCAGCAUGGACACGUCCAAAUCUUAACCUGACCUCUUGGUCAUGCAUGGGACCCCGUCGCAGAGCCACAGCUUCUCAUUCAAACUUCAAAGAAGAAGGUUCCCCUACAUCUUCAGGCUCUGACAAUGCAGAAUGUUCUGAUUCACUUUGUUCGCCCAAGAAGGGAAUAAAUGCCAAGAGCAUGAACCUUCCUGUAUCUUCAUCUGUAGACGAGUGGUCAACUGAAAUUGAAUGUGCAAAUGAAAGUAUUGCAGACGACGAGGUGGAUGAUGAUCUUCGUCUCAAUGAGAACAUGAUGGACCACAGAUAUCAGGAUCAGAUGAGUGAAGUGGAGUUGUGGCAACAACUAGAGCAUGAGCUAUAUGACAGACCUGAAGGCGAGGAGGCUGAAGUGGCUAAAGAGAUAAGGGAAGAAGAGGAAGCUGCCAUAACCGAGGUAGUAGGGCAAACGCAAAGCAGCUCUGCAUCAGAAAUGAAAGAAAUUCACAGAUUUUUUCCUCCAGGAAAGAUAAUGCACAUUGUUACGCUCCACUCCGAUUCUACCGAGCUUGAAAGCGAUGGCAGCCUAACCUCUUCUACAAGUUCCGACGAUAGCCAGCUAAUUGAUACAAAGAUUGGAAUUUUCCUAACUUCAAGGUCUCUAUAUAGUAAGCUCAGACUUUCGCAGACCAUGAUCAGUGAUCACUUCAUGCCAAUAUACAGAAAGCAGAUUGAAAAGCUAAUUAAAGAACUUGAGGAAGAAUCUAUUGAGGAUCAUAUAACACAAGAAGUAAUGUUAUAGUCAAAGGCAUGGUCAGAGUUAGGUUUGUUUGUUUGUACCAUACUACAUGUCAUUGGGAGUUUUUUGUCCCAUUGAUCGUGCGGAACUAAGUCUUAUAGGAACAGCAGUUUUUGUGUUGUGCUGCAGUGAGGAACUGAAUUGGUGGUGAUUUCUGCUGCCUAAUAUACUGAUGGUCGUCACUCUUAUACUCAUCCCCGAAUGCUUUUAAUAUUUUAAUAUCGAUGUUGGUCGGGGACAGGUAAUAACUGUAAAUGGUUCCCCGAAUCAAAGUUGUUUGUAAAUAAUAAAAAAUGAGGAUGUAAUAAACUGAGCAGUAAAAGGCUAAAAAAAGUGAUAUCUAAAUGAAAUGAUUUGGCUUUGUCAGUCGAAAA
This is a messenger RNA of Vicia villosa (hairy vetch), 2541 nucleotides long. RefSeq lists its product as uncharacterized. The coding region runs from base 197 to 2170 and encodes 657 amino acids. The transcript has 8 exons. NCBI's taxonomy places the organism in Eukaryota, Viridiplantae, Streptophyta, Magnoliopsida, Fabales, Fabaceae. Gene Ontology annotation, biological process: lipid catabolic process. The record is from RefSeq and is a predicted model, not a curated record.